Molecule: messenger RNA, 5222 nt
Organism: Ostrea edulis (European flat oyster)
Lineage: Eukaryota; Metazoa; Mollusca; Bivalvia; Ostreida; Ostreidae
Product: cytochrome P450 2B1-like
Exons: 6
Coding region: 3415-4884 (489 amino acids)
Biological process (GO): xenobiotic metabolic process
Cellular component (GO): cytoplasm; intracellular membrane-bounded organelle
Molecular function (GO): heme binding; oxidoreductase activity, acting on paired donors, with incorporation or reduction of molecular oxygen, reduced flavin or flavoprotein as one donor, and incorporation of one atom of oxygen; iron ion binding
Source: RefSeq, a predicted model, not a curated record
AUGUUGUUACGUGACACAGUAUAUAUGUUAUAUCAAAUUAAUACGCAACACAGGCGUGAGAGUGAAGUAUUUCGUGUGUUAGUGAAGUACAAUAAAAACACAAAUUUUAUAUUUACAAGGAAAUCUUUACAUAAGGAAAUAUUAUAAUAAUAGAUUAAAUAGCAAAGCACGAGAACAUUGAUGGUAUGAGUGAUUGUUUGAUAAAGUUCCCUACCAUAGGAAUUCAUGAUGAGAUGGAUUUUUUUAGGGACUACGUUGUUUGGAUGAACUACCCCUAAUGUAUUUAUAGGGAGGUGAAACAAAAUAAAUGAAUACUCGCUCACCCUUGUUGAAAACUCGAAUAUUUUAGAAUUGUUUUGUUUUUUAGUUACAUAUUUUUUAGUUGCUCUCCCUCUGUAUAAUUUUUCAAUUCAAAUUUUUAAAAGUAAUUUCGUAUAUGUAAUUCUAAUUCGCUUGUCUUCACCAUUUUAAUUUUCACAUGAAAAGUAUGAUUCUGUGUAUCCCAAUGGAAAUCAUUUUUGAAAGUACAUUAGGUAUAUGUCAGUUACGACGCUUAUAUCAUGCCGGCAUAUUUCCAAUCAUAACGAUGAUAUGUAUGCGAGUACGCGAGCGGAUCUACAUGUAACAUCUAAUCUUUAAUUAAAUUGGCCUAUUUUUUUAUGAAAAGUAUGCUGGCGUGAAGCGUUCAUAGUAUUACUCGUUGUCAACAUCGGUAUUUUCAAUUCUUAAAUUUAUAUUUUACUUUAAUUUUUGUUGUAAUUCCCAGCCGUUAAAGUAGACAUACCAAAUCUAUCAAGUAGUAGUGUAUUUAUACGUGCAUUAUUUAUACGUGCAUUGGUUAUACGUGCAUUGUUUAUACGUGCAUUAUUUAUAAGUGCAUUAUUUAUACGUGCAUUGUGUAUACGUGCAUUGUGUAUGCGUGCAUUAUUUAUGCGUGCAUUAUUUAUACGUGCAUUGUGUAUACGUGCAUUGUUUAUACGUGCAUUAUUUAUACGUGCAUUAUUUACCACCGCAGCGCGUUCAUGAGGAAGUGACAAUCAUUACGAUUUGUAGAAAUAUCAAAGGCAAAAACAUUGGAAAUACAAUGCAAAUAUUGUCUAAUGUUAUCAUGAAAUUGUAAGCAGAAGAAAUGUGGAGUUGUACCCAAUUUGAAAUACAUGUAACAAUUUUGCAGAUCUUGUUUUAGUCAACAACUUGAUGAGUAUAUUAUUGGUAACUAUUUAAGAGGUUUGCAUGACUAGUAGUAUUUUUCUACUUUUCUGUUAUGUGUUCAUUUUUUUCUUUUAUCAUUAAAAAAAAUGCGGUGGAAUUAAUCUCCAAUUUCACUAACAGUACAUACAUGUAAAUCACCGAGUCUGAUCUACAUUUAAAAACCUGACACAUCCACAGAUAGCUUAUGACAAAGACAUCUAAAUGUAUGUGAAAAAAAAUAUUUAGAUAAUCAGAUCCACGCCAAUGAUAGUGAGAAGAUCGGGCAUUUAAAUUGGCAAUCGUACACCAUCGCAAGGCAUUCAAGGAUAUCUCAAAAUACCUAAGUGUGUCGCAAAAGUUUCUUGGCAACAAUUGGCAUCAAUGAACACCAUUUCCUAGAAUCAAGUAUUAAUGAUAAGACAUUUCUAAAGCACCCAAUUUCAAUUUGACGAAAUGAUAUUCAUGCCAGAAAUCCUGUACCCUUUAAAUAUUGAACAACAACCCACUCCUCAGGUUAUAAAAUAUGCCUGACUGAUUUCAAUUCUUAUUUCUCUGUGUAAGCAAGAUUUUGUGAACCAGUUAGCUAGGAUCGCUUUGCUUGUCAGGAUUGUUGAUAAAAGGUAUGCUGAAAUUAUUACAAAUUGUAUAAUCAAUGAAAGAAUUCUGGAACAUGGGCAUGCAAGUCCUGGUAUAUGAGGAAGUGAAUUUCCGAAUAGGCAUUUCUUUUUAAACGGUCGUAUAUCCAUAAUAUAAUGAUUUCCAUUUUAAUCCCAUUUUAAGUUUACAUGACAUCCGAGUAUGUGGUUUGUUAAGUGGGCAUAUAUUUUGUUAAACUCUGCAUGUUUUCUAUCCCCUCUCAAAUGUACUAGUAUACAAUACGUAGAUCUUAAGAUAAGUUAUACUCCAUAGCAUGUUACAGGAUGUCGUACAUAUUUGUAAGUUACGGAAGGAUGUUGGUGCCACAUAUAAAUAGAUUAUCUGACGACUACCACUUAGAUAUGCUGGUGGUUAGACGUUUAACAUACAGGUAGGUAUUGACUGUGCCUUCGUCCAGCGCCCGGCAUUAGAAGCGACAAAUUAUAUUCUUUCAAGUAUGACCUUAAUACAAAAGGACGAUAAUGGACCCUCACUGAUAUGGACCUGAACACUAUGCUUAGGUCAAAAUUUGUGGCACUUCACUUCAAGCUGAAGACUUGUCUGCAUGAAUGAAUAAUUCUUAAAUGGGAUAUAAAUCAAUAUGCAAAAGGUGACGAUACCGAACAGUGAUCAAUCCCAUCAAAUAUAAUUUAAAAAAACUGGGUAAAAACGGACCCUGGAUAUAACAGAGGUGGGACUAGGUGCCUAGGAGGCUUAAACAUCCUCUGUUGACCGGUCACACACACCGUAAGCAGGGACAUUGAUUAAUCCGUAAUCAAAAUCAAAUAUGAAAAGAACGGCCCAACGAUUCUCAUGAAACAUACCAGAUAUUAUUCGACUCAAUGACAGGCUGUAUUUGCAAAUAAGAUCGGUGUGACCGGUCAACGGUGGAUGCUUGAGUUACCUUUCCUUUUCACCUGAUCCCGUUUCUGGUAUGUCCAGGGGUCCUUGUUUGCAUAACUCUUAAUUUUGUAUUCUUUUUAGGAGUUAUGAGCUUGAUCAGUGUUUCUUAUCUUCAUUGUCCUGCGGGGCCUCCGUGGUCGAGUGGUUAGAGCAUCGCGCUCAAAAUCACACGGCCUCUCACCUCUGUCGGCGCGAGUUCGAAUCCCGCUCGCGCCGGUAAGUGAGAAAGUUUCCCAGUUUCCCACUUUCGGAAGGUCCUUGGUCUCUUCCCAGGUACUUGUAUCUGGGUUUUCUCUUCCACCAAUAAAAACUGGGCGCCACCAGAUAACUGAAAAAUUGUUGAGUGUGGCGGAAAACAUCAAUCAAUCAAUCAAUCAAUCAUUGUCCCGUCAUUAAAAUAAAAUUCCUAGAAUCGGUGAAAUGCUUACUGUACAGGACCACGGUACGCUGAAGCAUCAGUAACAUUAAGUUUGUAUUAUUAGAUAUAUACUAACAAUACACAUACAAAGGAAAUAGAAAAACAUGACAAAUCAUAUCCUUAUUUAGUAUGAAAUGUAAGUAUCCUGCUGAGAUAGUGUAAAUUCAUUGUUGACAACAUACUCGAGUUAGUUCACAUCCUGGUCACAAUAAAUCCCGGAAUAGGAGGGCAACAAGGUAUAGAGCAGAGUUUUGAUUGGUCGUCUGAUGAUAUCUGUGCCGACUGUACUCAUAGUUGUAGCUAUAGUAGCAGGCUUUGCAGCAAUGUUCUGGACUCGAGACAACAGAAAUCUCCCACCCAGGGAGCCGGGGCUACCCUUUGUAGGAAAUGUGGAGAUGAAGCCAGAAUCUCCGUACUUUCUCGAACUGCAGAAGAAACAUGGUGAUUUGUUCACACUGAAGAUAUUUGGUCAAACGAUAAUCGUGGUUUGUGGUUAUGACACAAUCAAAGAGGUGAUGGUCAAGAAUGGAGAAAUAACGUCCGGUCACCCCGUAGCUUUCGGAUUUACGGAGUAUUUCGAACUUUCAGGUAUUGCUGGAGGAUCUGGGUCCAUUUGGAGAAAUCAGAGGAAAUUCGGACAUGAUACAUUACAAGCUAUCGAUUCUGGAAGUGAUAAUCUUGAAUCCCGCGUUUCAGGGGAAGUGGCAGAUUUCCUCCAAGAGGUAGAGAAAAUGGAAGGCAAACCGUUCGAUGUAAGCAGACUCAUAAAAACAAGCCACUACAACAUAAUGUCGUCUCUACUCUUCGGAGAGAGAUUUGCCCACAGCGACGCCAAUCUUACUCAACUCGUGGAUUUAGUAGACGAAGGCAUGGCCAUCUUUCCUGAGCAAGGGAUUCUGGGCUUCGUCGAAUGGCUGAAGUAUCUUCCUGGAGAUCGUUUUAAGGUCAGGCGAAGACGAUUCCUGGUAGACGAAAUCUUCAAAAUUGUUCAGAAAUCAGUGGACGAGCACAAAGAAACGUUGGAAAAUCCCAAGAGCCAAGAUUUUAUAUACAGUUUCUUGAACGAACAGAAGAGGAGAAAAUUGAAUAAUGAAGAUAUGACAGGGUUUGGGGAUAGAGACCUCCUGGUCAUGGGCUAUGUACUGUAUUUUACCAGCACACCGUCAGUUCACGAAUUAUAUUGGUACAUCUUGUUCCUCAUUCAUAACCCAGAUGUGGUUGUACACAUGCGCAAAGAAAUACAGGAAAAUGUUGGGAUGAACAAAUCCGUGACAAUGGCAGACCAAGCGAAGCUUCCUUACUGCCGGGCCGUGAUGUAUGAAGUCCUGCGUGUCUCUGAUACUGUCGUCAUCCCUCCUACACAUACAUUCUCAGAGGACAUCGAAGUCAAAGGUUUUACGCUCCCAAAAGAUGCUUGGUUAAUACCGGCAUUAUGCACUGUCAACCUGGACCCGGCUAUUUUCCCCGAGCCAGAGAAAUUUAAACCAGAGCGAUUUCUGAAUGAGAAUGGGGAACUGGCUGGUUAUGAGAAGGUGUACGCUUCAUUUUCUCUAGGCCCGAGAGAUUGUUUGGCCAAGAACCUUGGUAAAAUGGAAAUGUUUCUUUUCCUUACAACACUGGUGCAGAACUAUGAUAUUGAAAACGAGGCCGGGAAACCUCUGCCCUCUCUGGAUGGGAUGUCAAGAGGAUUUCGUACUGCCAUUCCCUACGAAGUUUGUUUGAAAAAGAGAAACUAAAUCAACGGGCGAUAAAAGCCAUCGAUUAUGCAUUUAAUGUAUUUUUCUGCUUUUGUUUUAUAAUAACAUUAUUUAUUUUUACGGACAUGUACCACGAAUCAUGAAUUAGUGCGUCUGAAAAAAUGUGUCUCUGGAUUUCAUUUGAAGAUGCAUUGAUAGUAACCUUCUGGUGUAUAAACGAUGAUGACUUUAAGAUAUGAUAUUACAAUAGAACGUUAUCGAGUUUUUAAUUGAAAGUGCAUACAUGUAUUUAUAAAGCGACAUCAGUGUUUUUGUGAAUAAUGUUCCAAAUGUGCCGUUUUAAGAGUAAUUGGAAAUUAAAUCCAAUUUUCAAAGUU